Lodderomyces oxycetoniae is the source of this 4518-nucleotide messenger RNA. RefSeq lists its product as uncharacterized. Gene Ontology annotation, biological process: DNA-templated transcription; regulation of DNA-templated transcription. Lineage: Eukaryota; Fungi; Ascomycota; Pichiomycetes; Serinales; Debaryomycetaceae. The record is from RefSeq and is a predicted model, not a curated record. Bases 1 to 4518 code for a protein of 1505 amino acids. Gene Ontology annotation, molecular function: zinc ion binding; DNA binding; DNA-binding transcription factor activity, RNA polymerase II-specific. The transcript is spliced from 3 exons.
AUGGCAUCUAUGGUGUCGAUGCCAGUUAGUAAUGUUCCACUAUCUCGCUUCGCUCGCGGGUCGACUCAGAAUAAUAGCGAAAGUGCUCAUGAUAAUGAUGCAGAUACUACAGCUUCUGCUACUAAUGGUGCAUCCCUGUCUUCUGCUACUAAUGGUGCAUCUCCAUCUUCUAUGAGAAUGGUCUCAUCUUCAAAUUCAACUCCGCCAGUUGGCCAGCCGCACCACCACCACCCAUUUCUCAACUCAAACUCAAACUCAAAUUCAAAUUCAAACUCGGUUUCGAAUCUAACCUCAAUCGCGGAAGCGGCGCAUUCUCAAAAUUCCUCGUCUUCUUUUGCACAAAGUUACGAUGACCAUGUUUCCCAAUUCAAUAACCCCUUGUCUUUGAAAAAUAUAGAUUUGAAAACAAUUGGAAAACAUCUAGUUAGUCCCGAAGAGAGCUUAAAGCAACAAGGUGGCGAUAUAACGCGCAGAUUAUAUCAUCAGAUGGAAAACGUUUCUGAUCUGCCUGGCGAUGACCAUCAUGCAACAAGUGGUGGCAUUGCUAUAGGUAAGCCAAAAAAAAUUCGUGCAAGAAGUACCUCGUUUUCAUAUUUGGAAGACGUGAGAAGAGGCUCAACCGCAAGUGAUAUUAAUGUUCCCGGGGGAUUUCGAAGAGAAUUUAUAGUUCAAAAAUCACUCAAAGAAAACCAAAAGCCUCCAGAUUUCUUAACCAAGAAUUUUAUGGAGUUUUUGAGCAUUUAUGGACACUUUGCUGGUGAAGAUUUCAGUGAUGAAGAUGGUGAAGAAGAUCUGGAAAAGGAAGAUGAAGAAAGCAUAAGUGAUAGAGGCGGAAGUACUGAUGAUUACGAAGAUGUGUUUGAUGAAGAGUCUAAUUUGCUAGUGCUACCGCCUAAUGAAAGAAGAGGUUAUGGCACAACAAUGCCCCAGUUACCCAAACAAUUGCCACCAAGGAAAAAAGCACCAAUGCCACGAGGAACAGCAACCGUUGCCAAGACAUUCUUCUUGGUGUUUAAAGCACUAGUUGGAUCGGGAGUACUAUUCUUACCAAAAGCUUUCUACAAUGGUGGGUUGUUAUUUUCAAUAAUCGUGCUUACACUAUUUGGAUUACUCACAUAUUUCUGUUACGUGGUAUUAAUACAAUCCAAACAAGUUUUGAAAUUGACAUCGUUUGGUGAAUUGGGUUAUAGGACAUAUGGGAAACCUUUAAAAUAUUCAAUAUUAGUAUCUAUCCUUCUAAGUCAAGUGGGAUUCGUUGCCACAUAUAUCUUAUUUACCUCGGAGAAUAUGAUUGCAUUUAUUGAUCAGUUUGUCCUGGUUAGGCCCGAAUGGUUGAACCGAGCAAACGCCGUCAUUGUACAAUGUUGCUUAAUGAUUCCUUUAGUCUUGAUUAGAAACUUGACAAAGCUAUCAGUGGUCUCCUUAAUUUCAUCGUUUUUUAUUGUAUUGGGAUUGUUGAUAAUCUUUUACUUUUCGGGCUUGAAGAUAUAUCUUGAUGGAAUUGGACCUAAUAUAGAAAAUUUUAAUCCAAAUAGUUGGACAAUGUUAAUUGGUGUUGCAGUGACUUCUUUUGAGGGUAUUGGAUUGAUACUCCCUAUAGAAGCAUCAAUGGCGCAACCUGAGAAAUUCCCCAUGGUAUUAUCAGUUAGUAUGGCUGUAAUUACUGCGAUAUUCGUGGCAAUUGGAACAAUUGGAUAUACUGCAUUUGGAGACAAAGUCAAGUCUAUAGUUAUAUUAAACUUGCCCCAAGGAAGUAUUGCAGUACAGUCGAUUCUAUUACUUUAUUCUAUUGCUGUGUUCUUAUCAGGCCCGUUGCAAUUAUUCCCUGCGAUAAAGAUUGGAGAAUCUAUACUAUUCAGACAUCGCGGUAAAAGUAACGCAAACGCCAACGGGAACGGAAACUUGGUAUCUUCUUCUUCUUCUGAUGGGAAAUUGUACCAUCAUUCAGGAAAGCAUAAUCCACAUGUCAAGUGGCUCAAAAACGGAUUCAGAGCAUUGGCAGUAAUGUUUAUUUGUCUCAUUGCUUAUUUGAAUGCCGACAAUAUCGACAAGUUUGUUUCAUUCAACGGUUGCUUUGCAUACCGAAUGCCCAUUGAGAAGAAGAGACCGUUCAAAGAGCAGGAUGAGUCUGUACUAAUUUUCGAUGAGGAAUGCACCAGAUCCAAUGCUGAUACCGAACGCAAGCUCAAGCCUAAAGCAGCUGUCAAGAAACUAAGUUGUCAAAGAUGUCGUAUACGCAAGAUGCGAUGUGAUUUCAAUAAUCCGUGCUUCAACUGUAAAAAUUUGGGAGUUGAUUGUAUUGAAACGACCCAGGAUAUGAGGAAAAAAAGGCCGCCUGCUACAUACGUUAGAAAGUUGGAAACGCAAAUUUCCAAUAUUCGACAGUUUAUUGAAGAUUUCCAGAAAAUAAAAAAUGUUGAGGACCAAGUGAAAUUUCUACAACACGUUGAUUUAUCAGGAUUGGUUGGUGGUGAUGGUGAUGGUGAUAAUAACGGGAGUGGCGGGGUUGCUAGCUCACUUCCGUCGCACCAUAAUCAAAGCGACCAUCAUGAUGAUGUAGACGAAAAUAAGGCUAUUUAUGGACCAACCUCGGUUUACGAUGAUAUCAUCAUCACUAACAACAACAACACCAACAACACAGCUAGCCUAAUAACAAGGAAAGAUGAUGAAGUUCUGAUAAUUAAUCAUAUGAACAAAGAUCCAGAAAUUCUAGAGUGUCUUCGUUUAUUCUUCACCUGGCAAUACCCCGAUCACAACAUGUUCAUAUUCCGGGAAUCUUUUCUUAUUGAUUUCUUUAAUCCAUCAUCCACCAGCCGGUAUUGCUCGAAAAUUUUGGUUUUGAGCAUUUGUGCACUUGGAUCACGCAUGUCCUUGGAUGAUAAAAUAUAUCGCAAGUCAAGGCAGUUUUAUAAAGAGCUGAAACAACUUCUACUUAACUCCAUGAACCAGCCUUCAAUCACAUCUUUUCAGAGCUUUUUAUUGCUAGCGUUUUUUGACAUUUGCAAUGGAGCAAACUCGAGCGGUUGGAUGUUAUCUGGGAAUGCAAUGAGAAUGGGGUUCGAUAUAGGAUUUCAGUUGAAUCCGGAGGUUUGGUUUGUUAAAUCAAAGGAAAGCAUUAGCAAAGUAGAUGUUGAAAUCCGAUCACGGAUUUACUGGGGCUGCUAUAUGGCUGAUCAUUUCAUCAGUAUGAUUUUGGGGCGACCUUCCAUUUUGAAGUUCUCUGAUGCUUCUAUUCCAGAAACUAAGGAUUUGCCUGAUUUGGAAUGGAUUGACGACUACACAUAUAGUGGAUACUUGAAAAAGAAAAAGGAGAAUGAGAAAGGUAAGAAAAAGAAGAAAAUGGAGGAGGUAACAACAACAGCAGUAGCAGCAAAAACAACAACAACAACAACAACUCCCUCUUCUGCUGCUGCUGCUGCUGCUUCUUCUUCUUCUUCUUCGUCUUCUUCUUCGUCGUCUUCUUCUUCUUCUUAUUCUUCUUCAUCAUCAUCGACCACUAGUGCUGUCUCUUCAGAAACACCUUCAUACAUUGGAGAUCCUUUGAACCAAAUUAUAAACCUCAUCAACAUAAGCGAUAACAUGUUAAAUGACAUUUUCACAAAGUCAGAAUUGGGAAGUAACCAUCAUAGUACCGAGGACUUAGACCUUACAUCAAGAUUAGGCAAAGUGUUUGAUUACAACUGGCAAAUUAUGAGGUGGAAAGAAGAUUUGCCUGCAAAUUUACAAUGGAAUAGGAAGACCUUAAUUAACACGGGCGAAAAUCCAACAUAUUCUGGUAUACGAUAUUACUACUACAUAUUGAUACUAUGUCUUAAUCGACCAUUUAUUGGACUAGAAACAGAGAGUUUCCCCACAAAUAAUCAUUUAUCCCCAUUACCUAUCUGCCUAAAUGCGAUUGAUGAUCUUUACGGAUCUAUAAAUAAGUUUGAAACGGAAUAUGGAUUGAAACGAGCCUCUAUAUUCAUCGUUUAUGCGUCAAUCCUUUCCAUUUCAAUUAUUUUGCUAACCAAUUCAACCAUAUCUCAAUCGAAUGAGCACAGUAAAAGAUUACGAUUCUUUAUGGGUGUCUUACGUGGAUGCUCAAGGACUUGGAAAUUAGCUGAAAAAUCAUACAAUUUAAUUAAAGAAAAAUUAAAGCAAAGUGUUCAAUUGGAAGAGCUGAAAGAUAUUAGGAAUCAAAAAGAAAAGUUACUUGGCUCAAGUACCAAGUUUGAAUUUUCUACAGUAGAAUCCAAAUCAAAAAUCAAAAACAACCCCAUUGCUUUUACAACUGCUCUUCCUAAUAGUGCUAGUGGUGGUGGUGGUGGUGGCGACGGCGGCGACGGCGGUGCUAAGGCAACGGCAAUCAGACCAUCACCCAUCUCAAGUGUCGACUCACAAAACUUCUCCACUGCAGAACUAGUACUAGAAGACAAUAUAGAUUUCCUAGGCGGUCCACCUGUACUUAUGACUUCCGAUUUAUUCAAUGAAGAUUGGGAAUCAUUGUUCCCGGAUUACAUCUUUCAUUCCAAAAACUAA